Paecilomyces variotii is the source of this 1770-nucleotide messenger RNA. RefSeq lists its product as hypothetical. The record is from RefSeq and is a predicted model, not a curated record. The coding region runs from base 1 to 1770 and encodes 589 amino acids. NCBI's taxonomy places the organism in Eukaryota, Fungi, Ascomycota, Eurotiomycetes, Eurotiales, Thermoascaceae. The transcript is spliced from 3 exons.
AUGGCAGGGUGGAUGCUACACGCACUCUCAUGGUUGUUGGGACUAUUCCAACUAAUCAGUGCAGCUGUCCUGCCGCGAGAUGUGACCAUUACUGUUCCUGAUGGAAUCACAUACUCCGCUGCCAAACACCUGCUCUGCGUGCCAACAACCUGGAGCGAUGUUGCUUCAUUCUUCCUUGGGAAUUACCUAUCUCACGCAGCCACUGUGGUAUCUUUUCCAGGCGAGUCGAAAUACGUCCUCAUCAUGAAUAUGGCGCUCGCUAUUGUCUUUCCGGCAAUGGGUGCAGCGCGCGGUCUGGUGGCCAUCGUGAGACAUGCCGCAACAAUUUCAGACCCGGUUCAGCAAGCGCUUCGCUCACGCGCCCUGUGCAUGGUAGUUCGCUCGCAGGAUUGGAAGCCGCAGCGUGAUGAAAUGAUGCAUUCCCUGGCGUAUGUCCCGAAGGAGCUACGGGAGGAUGAGGACGGUUGCAAUGGAUAUACCCUACUCGCUAAGCAUGCUCAGUCUGUCACAGAACAUGAAAAGAAACUCAAGCAACAUCAAAUUCAGGUGGACAUGAAAGUAGAGACGCCACCAUGGGUAGCAUCAGCUGUCGACGAUGUCCAUCUAGAGGUGGUGCCACGACAUUUUCAGAUCUUUGGCACGUAUCACUUGCCGCCGGGAUAUGAGCUAGCAUACGUGCCCCCCACGGCCCUUGUUCGGACGUUGUCAGACAUCAAAUACUCCCUCUUCUCAUCCUACAGCAUGGGGUCGGCUGUGAUCGCCAUCAUCCAGAUCAUAUAUGCGUCGGUGACCUUGUACAGAUCUCGGGGGAACCAGGUCACUCAGUAUGGGUACGCGUCGUUUGCUUUCACCGUCGUUCCAUACCUGAUCAUGUCGUUUAUCAACAUGCUCGGAAACCUGGUUACUCCGGCCUAUGCUAGUAUGUACAUGGUGCACUCUGAGAUGAUGGAUGAGGCAUUGAAUCGUGGUGGUCAGUUUCAGGGAAUGGUGGGUAGAUUGGAGUCUGCUCCCCCGAGUUCUUCAGAGUUCGCUGUAUUUUCCGGUUCAUUCGAGCAAGACAGUAAGAGUGAUGAUGAUGGAUGGAUUUUCAAACCAGAAGAUGCAGAGGACCAGCUUGCCGGCGAUAGUGAGACGUCCGUGAUUGUUGAGCCGAAGGAAGCAACGCCAAAGAAAGAAGCACCAGAGCAGAAUGAUGAGUCUCCGGAAGGUACCACGACGAACCGCAAGUCUCGCACGGCAACAUGGUUUGGUUCAAUAUUCCAUUCAAAUCAGAAGCAGUCAUCCUCGGAGACAGACGAUAAUGAGAAAAAUCCCGCCACACGCGGCCUAAUCAUAUGUCCAAGCUGCUACAAGUUCAAAGAGACAGCGAAGCGGUCUAUUUUGACUGCAAACCAUCCCGACCAGUACCCAUUACCAGGCUAUAUCCUUUAUCGACUCACACUCCUUGUCAUUUCUGCACUUCCCCUAGCCGUCAUCGGCGGCAUGUCUCAUUUCAAAGCAGGUCCUUCCAGCACCGUCGCGCAACGAGCUUGGACCAUGUCCUGGCUAGCGGUAGGAUCCGUGGUAGGAGGUUUGAAUGCUUCUCAUACUCUUGCGAAGAAGAUGCAAUUCGUCAAGGAUGCACGUGUCCAUGGUCACUUUUGGUCCAAAUUGGCUGAAACUAUCGGUUUCAUACUUAUUCUACUCGCGCUUGGGGCGCCGGCAAUUGGCGGCUUUGUGGUCGUGGCACAAAUGCUGCGCGACUAUGGGUCUUGUCAACUGUUAGGAUAG